CGCCUCUGUGGCUCUGCGGGCAGGUCCUGGCAGUCGCUCGCUGGUCACCUCGCCGACGCGAUGGCGGUCCCGGGCUCACUGGCCGAGUGUGGCUACAUCCGGACCGUGCUGGGCCAGCAGAUCCUAGGACACCUGGAUAGCUCCAGCCUGGCCCUGCCCUCCGAGGCCAGGCUGAGGCUGGCGGGCAGCAGCGGCCGCGGCGACAAGGCGGCCCGGAGCCAGCGGAUCCAGGAGCAGGUGCAGCAGACCCUGGCCCGCCGGGGUAGGAGCUCCGUGGCCAGCGGGAAUCUUCACCGAACCAGCAGUGUUCCUGAGUGUGUCUACAAACUGCACUUGGUUGAGAAUGACUUUGUUGGAGGGCGGUCACCUGUUACUAGAGACUAUGACAUGCCAAAGGCUGGCAUGACUGCCACUUACGGAAGUCGCUGGGGGAGAGGGACAGCGCAGUACAGUUCCCAGAAGUCAGUGGAGGAGAGAUCCUGGAGGCAGCCUCUCAGGAGACUUGAGAUUUCUCCAGAUAGCAGCCCAGAUAGGGCUCGCUAUAUGCACAGUGAAUACCAGUUUGCCUGGCGGAGCCAUGGGAUGCCUGGUGGGCGCCUCACCCUGCCACGCUAUGCACGCUCAGAGAUCCUGGGCCUUCGCCAGACGGGCACAGUUCGCAGGCCACCCGCAUGUGGGUCAUUCAGCGAUACUGUCUUUGACAAUGGUCCGAUCAACCCCACGAUGCCCUCCCACCCUCCGGGCACCAGCCACAGUGCGGGCAGCCUGCUGGAGGAGUCUGUGCGCAUGAGCCAGUCUCGGUCUCUGGGUCUGCAAAGCAGAGCCGCCCGCUCCUCCUGGCCCCGAGGCUCAGUCCGCAGCACCCUACGGGACCCGGGGAAAAGUCUGCCUACUGCGGGCCAGGCAGCCGUGGGCAGCGGGGAUGCGCACGGGGACAGGAGCGCCUUCGCUGAUGCCCAGCUCGGGAAUGCAGACAUGGAGAUGACCUUGGAGAGAGCUGUGAAUAUGCUUGAUGCAGACCAUGUAGCACUGCCCAGGAUUUCUGCCGCAGCUACUUUUAUACAGCAUGAGAGCUUCCAAAAAUCUGAAGCACGGAAAAGGGUUAAUCAGCUUCGAGGCAUCCCUAAACUCCUGCAGCUGCUCAAAGUUCAGAAUGAAGAUGUUCAGCGCGCUGUGUGUGGGGCCUUGAGAAACUUGGUAUUUGAAGACAAUGACAACAAGUUGGAGGUAGCUGAACUGAAUGGAGUGCCUCGCCUACUCCAGGUGCUGAAGCAAACCAGAGACCUGGAGACAAAAAAGCAAAUAACAGGUUUGCUCUGGAACUUGUCCUCUAGCGACAAACUCAAGCAUCUCAUGAUAACAGAAGCCUUGCUCACCCUGACAGAGAGUGUCGUCAUUCCCUUCUCGGGGUGGCCUGAAGGAGACUACCCCAAAGCAAAUGGCUUGCUGGAUUUUGAUAUAUUCUACAAUGUCACUGGAUGCCUAAGAAACAUGAGCUCAGCUGGCCCUGACGGGAGGAAGACAAUGAGAAAAUGUGAUGGGCUCAUUGACUCGUUGGUCCAUUAUGUCAGAGGAACUAUCGCAGACUACCAGCCAGAUGAUAAGGCCACAGAGAACUGUGUGUGCAUUCUUCAUAACCUUUCCUACCAGCUGGAGGCAGAGCUCCCAGAGAAGUAUUCCCAGGGUAUCUACAUGCAAAACCGGAAUAUCCAGACUAACAGUAACAAAAGUAUUGGGUGUUUUGGCAAUCGGAGUAGAAAAGUAAAAGAGCAAUACCAAGAGAUGCCAAUGCCGGAGGAGAAGAGCAGCCCCCGGGGCAUAGAGUGGCUGUGGCAUUCCAUCGUGAUAAGGAUGUAUUUGUCCUUAAUUGCCAAGAGUGCCCGAAACUAUACUCAAGAGGCAUCCUUAGGAGCUCUCCAGAAUCUCACAGCAGGAGGUGGCCCGAUGCCCACAUCAGUAGCUCGAAUGGUUGUCCAGAAGGAAAAUGGUCUUCAGCACACCCGAAAGAUGUUGCACGUGGGAGAUCCCAGUGUAAAAAAGACUGCCGUCUCCCUGCUGAGGAAUUUGUCACGGAAUCUUUCUCUGCAGAAUGAAAUUGCCAAAGAAACUCUACCGGAUUUGGUUUCCAUAAUUCCUGACACAGUCCCAAGUACUGACCUUCUCAUUGAAACUACAGCUUCUGCUUGCUAUACAUUGAACAAUUUAAUGCAGAAUAGUUACCAGAAUGCACGGGACCUUCUGAACACUGGAGGCCUGCAGAAAAUUAUGACCAUCAGCAUAGGGGAAGGCUAUGCCCCCAACAAGGCCAGCAAAGCCGCUUCUGUCCUCCUGUACUCGAUGUGGGCACACACAGAGCUCCAUAACGCCUACAAGAAGGCUCAGUUUAAGAAGACAGACUUUGUCAACAGCCGCACCGCCAAAGCCUACCACUCCCUUAAAGACUGAUGAAGUGAAUCUCAGAAACUUCAGCUUCCCAGUCUCCACUACAGCAAACUCCCCAGAGAAACACCUAUUUUUCUACUAACCGACCCAAGAAACCUCAAAAAGCAUGCUUUGUUUAUGUUCUUUUCUAUUUCCGUCCCCCAAAUUAGAAAAUGAAUGAUGAGGAUAUAAUUUUGUUAGGCAUCCUGAAGACUUUUGCAGGGUUGCCACAGUAGUGGCUAUGGAAUGAAUCUGUUUUAUCCUGUAGAGAUAAUGGGUAGCAUUAUCCAUGCUUACAGUGUAUGUGAAUUCAUGUGAGUGAGCAUCCAAGAAUACCUGAAGAAACUGUAUGACUGACUUUGAACGUGUGAUUGACAUUUCUAUCUCCCUUGUCUGGUUUUUAUUCUUGUCACUCAUCUGCAUGUUACUUCAUUAUUGGACCCCAGCGUAUGUUCACCAACACUGAACAGAACAGAGAUGACAAGAAUAAAGCUUUGAUGGCAUAUA
This is a messenger RNA of Mesocricetus auratus (golden hamster), 2928 nucleotides long. It is a transcript of the gene Pkp2, whose product is annotated as plakophilin 2. Lineage: Eukaryota; Metazoa; Chordata; Mammalia; Rodentia; Cricetidae. Gene Ontology annotation, molecular function: intermediate filament binding; molecular adaptor activity; alpha-catenin binding. Gene Ontology annotation, cellular component: nucleus; adherens junction; intercalated disc. Gene Ontology annotation, biological process: cell-cell junction assembly; heart development; cell-cell adhesion. The coding region runs from base 61 to 2445 and encodes 794 amino acids. The transcript is spliced from 13 exons. The record is from RefSeq and is a predicted model, not a curated record.